AUGAUGGAAUUCACAAUUGGAAGUAUUAGUGAGAACAGUGAUAUGGUAAAUAAUAUAUGGUGUGAUAUGAAAGAUUUUAGGGAGAGUUUUAUCCCAGGAUUCUGUUGUAAGGUAUACAAAUAUCAAGGUGCAGAUAUUGACCAACAUUACAACAUAUAUGAUGUCAAUAGGAUGGAUAAGAAACAAUUGUACACAUGUUUAUCGCGAACUACAAAAUAUGAGUACAUCCAUUUGGAUAGCCAUGAAUUGAACUAUUGUUAUAGAAGACGUGAGCAGCCUAGAUUGGAGCUAGUCAAUAGCCAUUUUAACAGUGAUUAUUUGAAGGGCAAAAUAUACAAAAUAUCAUUGGAGAAAUGCGAUAAAGUCUAUAUUGGGUCUACAUGUGAAAAACUAGAGACACGGCUGAAAUGGCCUGUAUCUAACAAUACAAGCCAAGUCUUCAAAAACAAACGAUAUAACCCCAAGAUAGAACUCGUUGUGAAAGUAGGAAAUUGCUUGAAAGAGUGGAGAAUAUACUACAAAAUAUGGCAACAGAUUGCUCAACAUCAAAGCCAAUCCAUUGAAGAAAAAGGAGGUCAAAUUCCAAGUCAAUAUGGAAACCGAAAAACAGUUAUGAGAGAUUAA
Porites lobata is the source of this 624-nucleotide messenger RNA. NCBI's taxonomy places the organism in Eukaryota, Metazoa, Cnidaria, Anthozoa, Scleractinia, Poritidae. The record is from the annotation of a GenBank genome assembly.